This is a messenger RNA of Penicillium verhagenii, 909 nucleotides long. RefSeq lists its product as uncharacterized. The record is from RefSeq and is a predicted model, not a curated record. NCBI's taxonomy places the organism in Eukaryota, Fungi, Ascomycota, Eurotiomycetes, Eurotiales, Aspergillaceae. Gene Ontology annotation, biological process: protein ubiquitination; SCF complex assembly. Gene Ontology annotation, cellular component: nucleus. Bases 1 to 909 code for a protein of 302 amino acids. The transcript is spliced from 2 exons.
AUGGCAGACCGGCAACUGACUCAGCAGAAUAUUUCCUCUCUGCUGGGAAAGCUCGAUGACCCCGACGCUGAUUUGCGGUAUAUGUCCUUGAAUGACCUCUUCGGGAUCCUGAACAACCCCCAAUCAACCUUUAUCGCAAAUGACUCCCGCUCUGCACAAGGUCUUGCGGAAGGCUUGUUGAAGGCACUGGAUGACCAACACGGUGAUGUCCAAAAUCAAGCACUGAAAUGUCUUGGCCCACUGGCCCUCCGCUUACCAUUUGAAUCACUCACAUUACUUCUCGAGAAGUUGACCACCAUGACCGCUUCUCAGACCAUCGAUACCUCCGUCCCCAGCACCGCCCUACGCACAAUUGUUGAUACCCUCCCUCGGCCCCAAGCUGGCCAACCCGCCCCACAGAACGUCCUCAUCGCAUACUCCGCAGUCUCGAAGAUCCUGAUUCCUCGACUGACAGGACCGACCCAGUCAGCGUCAGGUAGACGUGGCUCGGUAGUGCGGGGCAUGUUGGAGAAAGAUUCGUCCAAGGGCUUCAGCAGCGAGGCAAUUGAUGUGCUCAUCAAGGUUGUGACAUGCUUUGGCCCGCUCCUCCAGGAGUCCGAGCUGGCUGCCCUGCAAGAACCUGUCAUGGCAAUCAUCCACAAUGACACGGCAGGAACCGUCGUUACCAAGCGUGCCCUGACGGCCAUCUCAGCGCUGGUCCUCUACUUUUCGGACAGCCAGUUACACAGCUUUGUGGUUAGCCUGAUAGAAUCCCUUUCAUCACCUAAGAUCUCUAUCGUGCAUCGCCGCCAUUUGAUUGCUGCUAUCGGCACUAUCGCUCGUAGUGCCCCAGCCAAGUUCGGCCCGCACUUGACUAGCUUGGCACCUUUCGUCUUUUCCGCGGUAGGCGAAAGCGCCGUUGAGCAGUGA